This is a messenger RNA of Dictyostelium purpureum, 2055 nucleotides long. RefSeq lists its product as uncharacterized. The transcript has a single exon. The coding region runs from base 1 to 2055 and encodes 684 amino acids. NCBI's taxonomy places the organism in Eukaryota, Evosea, Eumycetozoa, Dictyosteliales, Dictyosteliaceae. The record is from RefSeq and is a predicted model, not a curated record.
AUGAUAAAUAAAAUAAUAAUCAUAAAAUUUUUAAUAAUUAUAAUUUUAAAUUCAUUUAAUUGUGAUAUAGUUGAAUUUAACAAUUCAGUUAUUGAUCAGUGUACAACCUAUUUUAAUCCAUGCGAUCUAUUAUACAAAGGUGUGUGGGUUAAUAAUACUAUACCAACUAAACAUGAUGAUGUUAUAAUUGAUUUUUCUCAAUUAAACCAAUCACUUAUUACUUAUCUAAUAUUCAGAGAUCAACCAUUACAAUACAACUCAUUAACAUUUAUCGGUUCACCAGGAAUUGAUAAGUAUCAACAAUAUUUUACAACUUUUACAAUUCAAAACUCAUCAAUAAUAAAUAUAAAUAAUUUAAAUAUUACCAAUAUAAAUUUUUUAAUUAACCCACCCACAAACUCAAAAUCAUUAACAUCACCUAGAUCUAAAUCUUUAUUAUCUUCUUCAUCCUCAUCUUUAUCUUCUUCUUCUUCUUCUUCUUCUUCUUCUUCUUCUUCUUCUUCUUCUUCAUCUUCUUCUUCAUCAUCUUCAUCUUCAUCCUCAUCUUUAAAUAUAAAUGAAUUAAAAAUAGAUUCUUUUUUUUCAAAUUUUUCAAAUAUUCAAAUUAUUAAUAUAGAUAUUGAAAUCAAUUAUUUAAAUCAAAAUGGCUAUAUACCUACGAUUAUUGAAGGUGAAUCAACAUUAACUAUUAAACGUGGUGCAAAUAUUACCUCUGACAUAUUCUUUAAAUCAAUUGGAAUAAUACAACUCGAAGGAGAGCUUCCAAUAAUUUUCAAUAGUUUAUCAGUUGAAGGAGAUCUAAGAAUUUUUUCAAAAAAUGUUCUAAUAUUAGAACCAUCAUAUUUAAACAAUUUAUAUUUAAUGGACAACUCCAAGAUUUCACUAAAAUCACAAAUAACUAUUGAAACUGUAGUUAAUAUCGAUCAAGGUUCGAUAAUAGAGGUUUUGAAUGGUGGUAUACUAGUUUAUGAUAAUCAACUAUUUAACGGAAAUAAUCAUUUAUCAUCAGAUAAUAUACAGUUAAAUAAUGGCUCCUUGUUAUCAAUACAAUCAGGGUAUACUCUUCAAUUUAAUUCAGACUCUUUUAGUAGAAUUUGUAUAAUAAACUAUGAAUUGGACUCCUAUAUAGUUAAUAGCAAUGUACCAAAUUUUGAACUAACAUCUUUGGGUAGCGUUUCAAUUACAUCAAGUAACAUUGGAAUCGUUUAUAUGACAAUGUCAAAAAGAAAACUAGAAAUAACAGAUUCUUGUACAAUAAAAACUUUAAAUUCAAAUGCAACUUUAACAGUAGACCCGACCGCAUCUUUAACAUUGCUAGAUAAGUCCUCUUCACUUGAAACUUUGGUUUAUGGUGAUCUAUCUAUAUUUGGGGAGUUCUCAGGAGAAACAUUAAUAAUCGAGUCCUCAUCUGGUACUGUUACAUUGGUUUCCGAUAUUAAUACUAAUGUUGUGUGCUAUUCAGUUAUUAGAAUUGAAAGCCCAACUGAAAUAGAAAACAUUGAGUUUGGUAUCUAUAGCUCGCUAAUACUCGACUCUAAUUCUUUAAUGGUAACCAAUAAUCUAAUAAUAGAUAACUCUACCAGUAUCAUAUUCAGUCCAAUCGAUUUGAACAACAAUAAUAGCAUUCCGAUUAUAGUUGGUAAUCAAACAUCACUUUAUUCAAAUCAAUUAACUAUCAGUUUAAACUGUAACAGUACAACGACCAUCAAUUGUUUAAAAGAAAAUGAUAGAAUAUAUUUAUUUAAAACUCAAUCAUUCAACUCACCUAUUGGACAAAGUGAUUUAGUAGAAGGUAUAGCUUUUUUAGUUAAUGGUAUUUCAAUCUCUCCAAAUUUAAUAUUUAAUUUACUUUUUGAAGACAAUUUUGUAUUUUUAGAAUUUAAAAGUAAUAAUAACAAUAAUAAUAGUACAGAUAAUCACUCUAACCAAAAAAAGAAAAUAAUUAUAAUAAGUUGUGCUUCAUCCUUUAUUUUUAUAACUAUAUUGGUUAUAAUUUUAAUAUUUAAAAAAAACAAAAAUAAAGGACACAAUAAAUAUAAACCUUUAAUAAAUUAA